AUGUCCCGAGCCUCCUCCGUGUCUAACCUACGCGGAAGGAGUUCAAGUCCACUUUCUCGUUCACCCUCCAACGGUCAACGGCCAUCCAUCUCGGAACGAGAAGUCUUCAGGUGGUCGGAACUGCACACGAUAACAAACCAGGUAUUCUCCAAGGCUUCUCAGAAAGCGUCGAGUGUUCUUGGAAAGGCGACAUUCAGUACUCCAACUGUUAUCGCCUCGAAUGGGAUGAUUUGUUUGGGAUUGGAGGAUGGCAGAGUACUCGUGUAUGAUUUCAAGCAGACUUUGAAAGCUAUUUGCGGGAACGAGUCUAUAGGCAAAACGAUGGGACCCGUUACAGCUCUAGCAUUAUCUCAUGACCACACUUGUGUCGCAACUGGGCACGCCAACGGCCACAUACAACUUUACGACUUGCGAAAACCAACCUCACCCAUCCGCUCAGUCUCUCCCACAACACUUGACGUUGUGGCUACAGGACGGAAAGAAGGUCAUUUACAAGGUUCCAGGAUCGUCAGUAUCGGCUUCAUCGCAGGACGACACACGGCCCUUGUGUCAGCGGAUGAACAUGGGCUAGCAUUCUACCAUUCACUUGGGAAGAUGUUGUUCGUCGAGGCAGCUGAUAUUUUGAGGAUACUGGGGCAGUAUCCUGAACCUAUACCUCCCCCAGAAGCCCUCCAAAGUCCACCCUCAGCUCCUCUAACCGCCAACCGCAAAGUCCGCUACGUCGUUCUCUCUAUGGCGCCCCUCCCACUAGGUACCAACCCCCACCCGACCGACGCAUACAACGUAGUUGCUCUACUUACACCAACUAAACUCGUCGUGGUGGGUCUUAAACCGACUCCCAAAACAUGGUUCAAAAUCCCCCGUGAGCCAGAGGAAGGCCGUCUCUCCAAGUCACGUAUGAAAGGGACGUUGGCGUGGUUCCCUAGUGUGGCGAGGCCGUCUCCGAAUGGACCAACCGGCAACCAGGCCGUGUCAGUGAAGCAGAAGGACGGUACUGUUGAACAGGGUACCGAACCUAUACUGGCAUACAGUUGGGGGAAUUCUCUGAGGAUCAUCAAGGUUGUGGAGGCGAGGUUCAAGCAACGCGUAAUGAGUUUGAAAACAGGCAAGACGAACGAAAUUGAUAUUGGGACGAUUGGGUAUGAGGUUGUGGGCCGGUAUAUGGCUGAGGAGACGAUUACGGCCAUGCAGUGGUUGCACGCGAACCAAAUUGUCCUUGUUACUCGAAGCAGUAUGGUCGUCUACGACAUCCAACUCUCUCGGAUACUUGAACAUGCCAAGUUUGACGGCCUAGCGUUGAUGUCGCCGACACUCGAUCGAACUGCGAAUGGGUCUGUGUCUUACUCGGACGCUGCUGCUGAUACGGCGCAUAGCCUGCGGGUGUACAAAGGGAAAAUGUUCCUUCUGGCUCGAGAUAGGGUGUUGGUAGGAACCAUGUUAACAUGGGCGGACAGGAUUCUCUCGCUGGUCGAAGCUGGCGACUUCCUGGGAGCCAUCGAACUUUGUCGCACGUACUACACCAACGAAGCACCAGGGAAUAGGAACGGAUUACCAGACGAUCCGGAACUUCGUCAAACCGUCAUUGGCGACAAGCUGCGAAGUCUGAUGGUUGCCUCGGCCACUUAUGCCUUCUCAGAAGACCGCUUAACAGACGAGACACACAGGACACCUGGAGGGGUGGACCGGACCCCUCUGUUCGAAGGCCUGGUCUCUACCUGUUGUCGCGCGGCCAUCGCACUCGAUGACUUCUAUUUCCUGUUCGAAGAUCUGUUCCAACUAUACGACGACAGUGGUAUAGCCACCAUUUACCUGCGGCAACUGGAGCCAUUCAUACUCGACAACGAAAUCCGCUACGUCCCUCCGCGGAUAACGCAGCGCCUCAUCGCCCUACAUGAAGUCGACGGCCAUCCAGAGUACGUUGAACGUAUCAUCUGGCACAUGGAUCCCGCCUGCCUCGACCUCAAUCAAACCAUCCAACUCUGUCAAAAGUUCCGCCUCUACGAUGCCCUAAUCUACAUCUAUACCCGUGCAUUGCAAGACUACGUCGCACCCGUUGUCGAACUACUGGGUCUUAUCCGCCGAAUCUACCAAUUGUGGAGGACGGAGUCGUUGGGUUUGGAGAAUCCGAAUCCCAGUGACGACGAGUCACCCGACAGUCUUGCGCAAAAUGCGUACAAGAUAUACCCAUACCUCGCCAACAUCCUUUCCGGGCUGUCGUUCCCCAGUGAAGAACCACUUCCUGAAGAUGAAGCCAACACCGCCAAGAAAUCUCUUUACUCUUUCCUCUUCUUUGGCAGAUCCAACGUCUGGCCUCCCGGCAACGAUGGUAAACUGGUUCUAACAGCCAUCGAGGAAGGCGGGGUGGAACCUACUUAUCCCUACGCUCGGCAGCUUCUCCGCUUCGACUCUGAAGCAUUCCUGCAUUCGCUCGAUAUCGCCUUUGAAGAUUCUUUCCUCAACGAUGAGAGUCGAAAUGUGAAUCGUCUGAUUAUCGUGCGGAUACUGUUGGAGAUUAUGAGCGACGAGGAGCUCACGACGGAGGACGUCACACUAGUGAACAUCUUCAUUGCACGCAACGUCCCUAAAUACCCUCAAUUCCUUCCCAUCGCACCCACCAUUCUUCACAACGUCCUCAUAGGCCUGGCUGAGGAUCUUGAUCCCAAAACACGGGAGGAUCGGCAAUUAGCCGCCGAGUACCUGCUCUCCGUAUACAACCCUCACGACAGCGAGCAGAUCAUUUCCCUCUUUGAAGAAGCUGGAUUCUACCGCAUCCUGCGGACAUGGUACCGACAGGACCGCCAGUGGCCCUCCCUCUUCCUCACCUACGUUAACGACCACAGUCUGCACCCUGCCGAUCUCUUCACCAACAUCGACACCACCCUAAAGAGUGCAGCACGGCAUAACCACCGAUCACUCCCAACCGAAGUGUCCCAGGUCCUUACAGACUCACUACCAACCCUCCUCCGCAUGGGCAUCUCCAGUACAGCUGCCCUCCUCGACCUCCACGCACCCCAGAUGCAUGAGGAGACGCUGUCAGUGAUCGCCAACGAAUUCCACGAAGAUGUAGAGGAAGCCAAAUUCAUGUACCUCAAACAACUCUUCGUGGACUCGGGCGAUACCGAAAUCCCAUUCACCAAACGCGCAAUUGACCCUUCCCGACUACCCCAUGCAAUGCUCCGAACUUUCAUCGACCUCCAAACACGGCUCGCCCCCACUGACGUUGUAGAUGUCCUCAAACAACUCGAUAGCUCCAACGCCAUCUCGGACUGGUCGGAAGUGACCGACAUAUGCGAGGAAAACGAGGCUUGGGAUACGGUCAUUUGGGCGUUGAAUUGGAAAAAGGAACCACAGGCUGCUUUGCGCAAGUCGGAGAGUUAUCACCAACAGCUUACGCGACGUGUCAUUCGUUCCUUGUCUUCCCAGGCGGCUAUUGCACGGGAGCUUGCUCUGUUGAAAGCGAUCGGAAUCACUGGAAGGGAUAUCUGUCUUGGACACUCCCAAUCGCUCGAACCAUCGGAGGUUCCGCUCGAGGACAUGUGGUUUGGUCUGCUUAGCAGUCAGAUCCACGCUGUUCAAUCGGUGUCAUCGAGUGGGUUGGACAUUGAAGGAGAGCAACUCCAAGGCGUGCUCACACAGCUCCGCGCGUUGGUACAGACGACGUUCACUGCGUUGGUAUCCAUCACAUCCACCGAAGCGGUAUCAUUCCCUCGCCUCUUCAAACGCCUUGUAGACGCAACACCCACAGCAACUGGGACACACUACACCGAAUUCCGCCUCAUUCUGGGAGGUAUGCUGGAAUCGUACCGCUCGGAUGCUGACAUGCUCAAUAUCACAAAACAUUUGGUGGAGAGGGAUUUGUUCGAGAACAUAUCGCGUUACACGGUCGCGAAGAGGAAGGGGUGGGCACCGUCAAGUGGGACUUGCACAGUCUGUCGCCGCCCUCUACUGCCAAGUUUCUCGACCAAGGGCAAGUCGACGCAGCCAGUUCAAAUAUCCCUCAGCGAGAUUGUUGUGUCUCGCACCGGGUCCAUCACGCACAAGGAAUGUAUCGAGGCAGCUGUACCCGUCUCUUCUUGA
Messenger RNA from Coprinopsis cinerea okayama7#130, 4077 nucleotides. RefSeq names its product lateendosome to vacuole transport-family protein. Gene Ontology annotation, biological process: protein targeting to vacuole; endosomal vesicle fusion. NCBI's taxonomy places the organism in Eukaryota, Fungi, Basidiomycota, Agaricomycetes, Agaricales, Psathyrellaceae. The record is from RefSeq and is a predicted model, not a curated record. Gene Ontology annotation, molecular function: protein binding. Gene Ontology annotation, cellular component: HOPS complex; late endosome. Bases 1 to 4077 code for a protein of 1358 amino acids. The transcript has 4 exons.